Molecule: messenger RNA, 600 nt
Organism: Acanthoscelides obtectus
Lineage: Eukaryota; Metazoa; Arthropoda; Insecta; Coleoptera; Chrysomelidae
Source: the annotation of a GenBank genome assembly
AUGCCUCACGUCGACAUCUUGUUCAGCCAGUUGCAGAAGAGAAAAACCGAGCCAGCGCAAGUUCAAACAGAUAUUAAUAAUUUUGAAAAAUGUAUUGUCGAUGUGAGAAAUAAAAUUGAUGACAUAAUAAAUGAAGCCAAAAGUAUUUGCACUGAACGCCAAGGCAACAAAAGGAGACGACGUAAUAAUAGCAGUCACGAUCACCGAGUUGCCGCAUUAGAAGUAUGCGACAAUAUAGUGAAUUCUGCAAAUGACAGAUUUCAAUUCAUAGAUCAUUUGGUAGCCGCAUCCCUUUUUUUCCCCGAACACUUUGGAGCAUACUGUGGUAAGUUUCCUGAUGACAAGUUGGAAACUUCCUGCUUGGCUUAUCCCGAAUUAGAAAAAAGUCGUUUAAAGACAGAGUUGUCCGUUAUUUAUCCACGGAAUCAUUGCCGAGAUUUACAUGGAACUCUGUCUCUUUUGAAAUCUUUGAUACAAAAUAGUUUGGAGGAAACACUAACAGAAACAAAAAAGCUAUUAGAAAUUAUUGUUACAACUCCUAUGUCAACAUCAGAGGCUGAGCGAAAUUUCUCAACAUUGAAAAGAAUCAAGACGAAAUAG